Molecule: messenger RNA, 993 nt
Organism: Achroia grisella
Lineage: Eukaryota; Metazoa; Arthropoda; Insecta; Lepidoptera; Pyralidae
Product: arrestin domain-containing protein 17-like
Exons: 1
Coding region: 1-993 (330 amino acids)
Biological process (GO): protein transport
Cellular component (GO): cytoplasm
Source: RefSeq, a predicted model, not a curated record
AUGGGUGUUUUCAGUGAAAUUAAUAUAUUUCCAUCGCCCAAUGUGAUCCAAGAAGCUGGAAGUGAUUUAUUUGGAGUUAUAAAAUACACAGUUGAUGAAGAUACUAUAUUUAAUGAAAUUAACAUCUCGUUAAAUGGAAGUGGUUCGUUAAUUGUGAUUGAAAGUGUAAGAUCAGGUGAUAGACAAACUGAAAAUGUUUUUAGAUAUGCUGAAAACUACAUUAAAAUGAACAAUUUAAUUGUUAGUCAUGAUACAAUUACUCCAAUCGGCGUGUACGAGAUUCCAUUCCAUUUUAAACUACCAUCUAAUAUACCAUCGUCAUUGAAAUAUAACACGGUUAAUGGUAACUACAGAAUAGACUGCACUAUUGCUUAUAACGUAACUGUUGUAUUUAAAAGAAGUUGUUCUUCAAAUUUUAACAACACAGUUAUAAAAGCUGUCCAUAUUGAAUCAGGGAUCACACCAAGAUUACGUAUGACGCCAAUAACGUAUGGUCAUCAGAAGAAAAUAUUACAACUGUUCAGUAAGAAGAAUGGAGUAGUGAAUAUAAAAGCUGAUAUACAAACAUGCAUCGUUGAACCAAAUGGAAAAGUAAAACUGUCUUACAUAAUAAAUAAUGACACAAACGUAACCGUAAAAUCGGUUCAAAUAAAACUAGUCGAACAGUAUACAUUUUCUGAUAAAGUGACGAGUAAAUUAGUAGACUAUAAUGAUAUAAUAGAUACGAAAUCAAAAACUGGCAGAAUCAAAAGUGGCAAUACUCAGUGUAUGGAUAUAGAAAUAGAUUUACCUUCAGGGUUGACUACAAUUGAAUUUUCUAAAUUAGUAAUGAGAAAUUAUUUCAUUUAUGUCACAGUUGUGCUUCCAUUUCCUCAUUCAAAUAUAAUAAUGAAAAUCCCAAUACAGAUAGGAUAUGAGACUGUAAAUGAUAAUAUGUACGAUGGACCACCAGCGUAUUAUGACGCAAUAAAAACAGAUGCUGUUAAGUCAUAA